Bradysia coprophila is the source of this 755-nucleotide messenger RNA. RefSeq lists its product as uncharacterized. The record is from RefSeq and is a predicted model, not a curated record. Lineage: Eukaryota; Metazoa; Arthropoda; Insecta; Diptera; Sciaridae.
AACCAUAGCCAAUAGAAGUUUGAUUUCGACCACAACGAAUAAACAUUUUUCAGAAGAAAAUGAAGCAAGCAAUUCACAUUUUUGCUGUUGUAUUAAUUUUGGUUAAAUUUUCCGAUUCGAUCCCGUUGUCAUUAACACUUUACCACAGUGAGUAUUAUCUUGGAGAAAAUGUGGAAUUCACUAGAACGCAUACCGACGCUUCGUGUGUCAAUGAUCUUAUCGGAACCGUCCAUUCUCAAUGUUCAACGGGAUAUUGGAUCUACUCGGGCUCUAAUACAACAUCUUUUACCAUUGGACUUAACGAAAAUAGAACUUGCACUCGAUUUUCAUCAAGUGAUCGCUACACGUCUGUGUACGGUGUUCGCCGACUGGGCCCAGAAGAUACUACCAAUAAAGCCAUAGUGUUCUACUCAGGUACCGGUGUGACGGAUUACCUAAUCAACGAAAAACUGGCCGAAGCAAAUAUCACCGUUCCAAUGAAUUUAGCGGCCUCAGUUAUUAUAACGUAUGGCAGUUCCAGUUGGACCUUAUUUGAGGACAAUAAUUUCAAUGGCAAAAUGGUUUGUUUGGAAACACCAGAUGUGACUCGUUUGUCAAAAAUGUAUGAUUCACAUGUGAAUUUGACGAGCGUGGGUUCGCUGAUAAAAGGUUGUGAUCUUCCAUAUGAAUUAUUAGUCGAACUUAGAAGAAGCGUACAAUGAUGUGAAAUAAACAAGCAAAAGAGUGGACAGAGCAUUUGAUGUUUUGAAUUUAAU